Messenger RNA from Exophiala aquamarina CBS 119918, 618 nucleotides. RefSeq lists its product as uncharacterized. NCBI's taxonomy places the organism in Eukaryota, Fungi, Ascomycota, Eurotiomycetes, Chaetothyriales, Herpotrichiellaceae. The coding region runs from base 1 to 618 and encodes 205 amino acids. Gene Ontology annotation, cellular component: endoplasmic reticulum-Golgi intermediate compartment; COPII-coated ER to Golgi transport vesicle; Golgi apparatus. Gene Ontology annotation, biological process: Golgi organization; protein retention in ER lumen; endoplasmic reticulum to Golgi vesicle-mediated transport. The record is from RefSeq and is a predicted model, not a curated record. The transcript has 3 exons.
AUGCGUUUGGGCGCGGCUGCGACCGUUGCAGCCUUUUCGGGCUGGCUAGGGGUUGGCCUGGCCCAUAAUAUUCAACUGAAGGCACAUACAAGAGAAUGUUUCCAUGAAGAGUUGCACAAGGAUGAUAAGAUGACUGUCACUUUCCAAGUUGGUGACCGUGAGUUUGGUGGUGCUGCCAAUCUGGACAUCGACUUCUACAUUACCGAUCCUUCCGGUUCAUAUGAGACACAAAUCAACUCGGUAUCCUCCGGCGAUUACUCCUUUGAGGCUCGACAGGAUGGACGAUAUAUUUACUGCUUCAGCAAUGAACACUGGUCUGCGAACAGCAAGGAAGUUUCAUUCAAUGUCCAUGGUGUUGUCUAUGUACCCGAAUCCGAGGCCCCACAGGAUCCUCUGGAGACAGAAAUCCGCCAACUUUCCGAACUCCUAGCACAGGUCAAGGACGAACAAGCGUACAUUGUCGUCCGGGAACGGACACACAGAAAUACAGCAGAGAGCACAAACGCAAGAGUCAAGUGGUGGUCGAUAUUCCAGCUUGGAGUCUUGAUCGGAGAAGGCGUGUUCCAAGUCUGGUGGCUUAAGCGAUUCUUCGAGGUGAAUAGUCGCCCCCUUCCUUGA